This is a messenger RNA of Rhipicephalus microplus (southern cattle tick), 2000 nucleotides long. RefSeq lists its product as uncharacterized. Lineage: Eukaryota; Metazoa; Arthropoda; Arachnida; Ixodida; Ixodidae. The record is from RefSeq and is a predicted model, not a curated record.
GGUCGGGAUCCUGUGGCGGAACACGGGAGGAGAAGGCGAGGUCCUUGCAUGAAGGAGGGGGAGAAGGAACGUGGCGCCAGGCGCAGGCCGAUCUGAUGUCAUGGCGGGCUCUUGCCAGACGCCCACGGGCGCUAAGGCUGUCGCACGAGGAAUCCUCAUCGCCUGGCUACAUGCCUUCGUGACCACAGUCUCCGCCGUGAAGCUGGUCAACGUGGACAUCCCGUCCCCGACCACGCUGGGCGAGACAGUGGGCCUAAGCUGCAUAUACGAGCUCAAUGGCGAUCGACUCUACUCGGUCAAGUGGUACAAAAACGACGUGGAGUUCUACCGCUUCGUGCCGAAUGACUGGCCACCGGGACAGUUCCUGCCUCUGCCAGGCGUUGACGUGGACUUGGCACGAUCGGGGCGGACGUCGGUGUAUCUGCGUAACGUGAACCUACACAGCGCCGGUACGUACCGGUGCGAAGUGUCUGCGGAGGCUCCUUCCUUCGACACUGUCGGCGGCCAGAAGGACAUGGCCGUGCUAGUACUUCCGACCGAGGGCCCGCGCAUCACGGGCGGCCAGGCGCAGUACCGCAUCGGCGACACCGUGAGCGUCAACUGCACCUCGGCCAAGUCCAAGCCCGCCGCCACGCUGCGCUGGUUCGUGAACGACGUGGCCGUGGUGGGCGCCGACGGGACGACCGAGUACUCGACCACGCUGCACGCCGACGGCCUGGAGACGGCCUCGCUCGGCCUGCGCUUCGUGCUCACCGAGGACCACUUCCGGGGCGGCAACAUGAAGCUCAAGUGCACCGCCACCAUCUCGCGAGUCUACACCAUGAGCAACGAGGAGCUCGUAUUUGGCUCUUCCUCCGGGGGAGGCCGCCACCAGAAGUCAGGACUCCAUAUCAGCGAGAACACGAGCCGAGUGCGGGACGCCUCUACCACCUUAACAGCGCCAGCAGCCUUCGUGGUACUCUUGGUCGCCUUCACCUUACCACUGCUCCCGGUUCCAGUGGCACAGUUAUCUUCAGUGUUGACAAGGACGCAUUUGUGAUAAGGCUUAUAUGUGACUUCCUAGUGUCCUGCCUUGUGCCGACCUCGGAAUGUAAAAAACCAAAAGAAGGCCUCACUAUUCCUCGGACAUGCAAAGUGGACACAGUGCAAGCUCUGGACAGAACGCGCCAAGCCACAGGCGCCAACUUCUUUGCUUGCGAAGGAGAAGCUCCACUGUGUUCUUCAAUUAGAAAAUGAUGAAUUGAAAAGUCACCUCAAAGACAAUCUCCACAACGUCAUCAGCUGGACCAGCUGCUUUGGCGUCCCGCUCCUUCUUACCGAGUCCCACGCGACUUCACCGCACAAGCCGCUUAUAACUCUUGUUUUCCCCAAUAUUGUGACGUUUUUUUUUUUCGACUACCGCGAGCUUAGAAAUACGGGCUGCCUCGUCAGUAGGGUUUCAGCUUUUUACAGGCUUCAGAUACGUAGCCUUAAUCUCGACAAAACGACACACACUGACCCACCCUCUGCUGGUAAUUACUCGAAAGCUCUUUAAUGCAGCAAGACAUGUUGUCCGGAGUUGGCAUAUGUGUGCUCGCGUACGCAUAAGGGUGUCUUCAUAUAACACCUGCCUUUGCAUGCAUGCAUUCACCAAUUCACGGGGAUGCUUGCGUGGCUUCAGAAGGCGUCCUAAUAAGACUCAAACUGUUGCAUACUGGUUGUCUCUUUGUAACAAAAGUUAUACCGUAUUCAGAAGUGAGUUUCUCAAGAGAGCUAGAAAGCUAACCCGCGUAAUCUAGAACGUCCCUUCACUCAACGCUUCACCUUCAUUUGAGAAAGCCGACAGGAACGCCAUCUCUAUGAAUGGCAAGUCGCUGCAUAUCAAGGAUAAUCUGCUGCGAUUCUUGAGUAGCGCAGCGUCAUUUUCAACCGAGUAGUGGCGCACUGCUCAACUCUGUGAAGUGAAGGUGAAAGUCGAGUCGAGGAGCGUUUGUGAAUACGGGGUAAGACUUGUGGUAUGG